UGCGUCUGCCUUUUGGGGGUUGGCGCAGUGAGGGGAUCUGCCUUACUUUCUGUGAGGAAAGCCGGACCGUGACAGAGGAAAGAGGCCGAGGAGGAGGCCAGGACUGGGCUAGAACUGAAGGAGGACUGAGCCGGGAGGUGAGGGGCUUUACCGGCGGCGGCGGCGGCGGCGGCGGCGGCAGCGGCAUCUCCCGUGAGGCGGUUGGUUGACUAGGCUGCAGCGGCCAUGGCCGUGGGCCUUGGGGACCAUGCCAGCGGGUUCCGCCACAACGAGGUGAUCAGAUUCAUCAACAAUGAAGUCCUCAUGAACGGGGGCGGCCCUGAUUUCUACGUGGCCUUCUGCUCGCGGUCCUGGAAUGAGGUAGAGGAUCGGCUGCGCGUCGUCGUCGCUGACCCACAGGUGCCGUGCGCCAUCAAGAGGGCCUGUGCCUGGAGCGCGCUGGCCUUGAGCGUGCGUGUGGGCGCGAGGCAGCGGGAGCAGCAGGCGUUCCGGGUUCAGUGGCUGCAGGAGCAGGUAGGGGAACGCGAGGCGGCUUCCUGGGCCCUCUGAGCUGCGGCGCCUGCGCGAGGAGCGCGAGGAGUGGUCACGUAGCUGCGCCUCACGCGGGCCGCCUUGCAGCAGGCGCUGAAACAGCGCGAUGUGCUUUGUGGGCGGCUGCUCCUGGUCGAGAGGUCGGCACAGGUCACCCCACUGGCCCAAGAGUUGCUGCCUGGGCCUCGAGCCGAACAACUUGGGGCUGCAGAGUGGCCCAUGAGCGUAGAGCAGCAGAGAGAUGUGGUAGCCAUGGGGGAGCAUGACAGGCUGUAUUUCAAGAGCCAGAUGCCAGCCCCGACAGAUGUCCUUUAUGUGCCGGGACCCCCGAGUCCUUGGGCCCAGGCCGUGCAACCCCCUCUGCCAGUGCCGAUACCAUACCCAUUUCCAUUCCAUGCACCAUUCCUGAUGGGAUUCCCAUUCUUGCCACCUGUACCACCAGCAGUAGCCAUGGAAACAGAAGCUGGAGUCGUCCCAUUUCAGGUGCCUCCUCUGGGCAUCUCUCCACCUGGCCCGUGGGCUGCAGUGGUCUUUCAGGGGGAGAUGGCCCCACUGUGGAACCAGAGGAGCUACAGCCAGGGGGAAGGUCCUGAGAUCCUGCAGGGUACAGUCCCCUUAGGGGAUAUCAGAAGUCUUAACCAGGAAGAAGGUCUAUAGAGGCCCCAGGGGAUGGUCCCUCUUAGGGACAGCUGUGGUCUCAGUCAGGAAGAAGGUCCAGAGAGGUCCGAGGGAAUGAUCCCUCUUGGGGAUAGUUGGAGCCACAGCCAGGAAGAAGGCCUAGAGAGACCCCAGGGGAUGGUCCACUUGAGGGAUAGCUGGAGUCUCAACCAAGAAGCAGGUCCAGAGAGCCCCCAGGGGAUGGUCCCCCUGGGGGCCAAUGGGAGCUACAGCCAGGAAGAAGUUCCCAAAAGAUCCCAGGGGAAUGUUCCCCGGGGGGACAACAGAAGCCAGAGCCAGAAGGGAGACCUAGAGAGGUCCCCGAGGACCAUCCCCCUGGGGAACAGCAGAAGUCACAGGCAAGACGAUCCAGAGAGGCCCCAGGGGACUGGCCCCCUGGGGGUCAGCAGAAGCCAGAGCCGGGAAGGAGGUCCACAAGGGCCUCAGGGGAUGCCCCCACCGCUGUUCAACAGGAGACAUGGCCAGGAAGGAGGUCCAGAGAGGCCUCAGGCAACCGCCCAGGGGGACAGCUGGAGCCCUAGUGGGAGAGAAAACCCAAAGAAACAACAACCUCAGGGGCAGAAGACCAAGCGGCCAGAAGGGAAAAAAGCCUCAGAAUCACACCACCAGGAGAAGUCUGCCUCAGGCUGCAGUUCAGUGAAUUGGGAGUGCCCUUGGUGUAAAGCAAUGAAUUUUCCAUGGCACAAGGCUUGCUAUGAAUGCAAGAAAGUCUGCAUGGCGGUUGAGAGUGGAGGCCCCGACCCAGGACAAACCCACUGAUUUCAGGAAGGUAAGUAAGAAUGGAAACACUCCAAAGAAAAACCAGUUUUCUAAGACCCCCUCCUGAUUAAAAAGUAACUCAUUUACUUCACAGAAAAUUUGUAACUAAAAUUAUGAUAUAGAAAAUUAAAUAAAAUAAUUCAUUGUCCCAUUACCCCAAAUAACAACUUUUUAUCAUUGAGUACACACAUAGAUACAUAUGUAUUUAUAUGCUUUCUUUUUUUUUUUCAUUUACUUGAGCAAAGACGGAUUGCUUUUGAGUAUCACACUCACUCUUUAAGGAAUUUCUCCUAAUGCAUUUAUGUUUGCAGGUGCUGAAUUCUGGGUGGCUGAAGCUGAUUGGUUGACACCCUGCAGAAGCUGAAGUCAAGACUGUUUUUUUGAGGGAGACGCAAGAGGGAAGAGAUAUGGGAACAUAUGUAUAUGUAUAACUGAUUCACUUUGUUAUAAAGCAGAAACUAACACACCAUUGUAAAGCAAUUAUACCCCAAUAAAGAUGUUAAAAAAAUUUUAAAAAAAAAGACUGUUUUUUCCUUUUUCACUCUUUUCUGUUUUCUUAUUAACCUUGUUUUCCAGAAAAUGCCAUGUCUUUGGCUGGGAGCAGCCAUGUGUUUUUGGUUAUAAGCUAUAAGGAAUUUUAGGAGCACUGAUUUUCCUUGAAAAUGCUAUCGUUCCUUUGUAAACUACCGCGGUGUUCAUGUUUGCUUCUUGUUCUCGUUUUCUAAGUUUUAUAGGUGAGGGUCUGUUUUUAUGUCUCUGAGCCCCACGGAAUUUGCUUGUUGCUGAAGAAUCUGAACCUAUCCCAUUAGAAGAUCUUCCAAGAGCCUAAAGAAAAAACUCUUCGUUUCUGACUGACCCACACUCAGUGAGACCCCUACUGACUGGAGCCGAGAAGAGCGAAAAGUCAGGGAAGAAGAGAUGCUUUGGCACUUGGGGGAAAAGGGGGGCAAAAUAAUUUUGUUAGGAUGUAAUUUCUCUGUUGGGACAAAGAAUUAAUUCAUAAGAUGUGGUGGUUGCAGUGUUAAAUUGUAUAGAUGAUAGCAAACGUGACGAAUUUCAUUUAAUUCAUUAAACAGUUAUUGUCUGAUAUGUGUUAGGAGCUGGACUUAUAUGUUAUUAUCUGGUGCACACAUUAUAACCUGAUUUGGUGAGUUUGGUUAGAUAACAGGAGAGAGCCUAAUUUGGGAUACAAGUUAUAUCAGGAGUGACUUCUUUGCCUUGCAUGUAGUGUGACCUUUGGGUAAGCCCAAAUGAAAUAACAUCGAGAUAUUUCUGCAGUUCCGGGGGCAACAAAGAGACUUUAAUGGAAGGACUUGAUUGCCGAACUGCUCAUCUCACUGGUCCCAUGUGAGACAAGUGAGUAGUGGCAAAGAGUGGAAAAGUGGCCUAACAAAAUUGCAGGCAGGACUUUUCUGAUACUCUCCUCAUUUCCUCCCUUGAGAGGGACAGCUAGUUUCCUGGUUGCCUGAAAGACCACUGGGCGACUGUCUUAAAGAAGGACAGUGCUUGGGGGAGUGUUUGAGCCCUCAGCUUCGGGCAGCCACCAUCCCAAGCCCCUUUCUGUUCAGUGGAUGAAGAACAAAAUGGAUUCCAAGGACAGACAUCGUGCUUUGGAUGGCGCUUCUCUUGGGAGGACUAAAUGGAUUAAAACUAGAACUGGACUGGGACGAGCACGCUUGAGAAUGCUCGUGGGCCCUUCUCUUCCACUUGGUGUGUUCUCUGCCAGCUUCUCAGAGGCAAGUGGAGCCCCGGGGCUGGGAAGUCAGAUCAGCCUCCAGUCUGAGCAAAACGUGUCCUCGAGUUCCGCCAGGAGAUUCCAGCUCACCAAGCUCAACCUUUGUCAGAGGUUUCCUGAUUCUAACUAGUAAUAAAGAGU
This is a messenger RNA of Orcinus orca (killer whale), 3844 nucleotides long. RefSeq names its product TEX13 family member D (gene TEX13D). The record is from RefSeq and is a predicted model, not a curated record. Lineage: Eukaryota; Metazoa; Chordata; Mammalia; Artiodactyla; Delphinidae.